AUGAAUUGUCUCGGAUCCAUCUUACCAUCUGAAAUUUGGCUGACCUUUCCGCACCCAUGACGCGACCAUCAUCAUUCCGCUCCAACGCCCCCGGGGCAAAUGGGUGCUUUCUCCAGAGACAACCAACCAGCGCGUGAUGCCCUGCACUCCUCUUCGGCAUACUGCCCCGAAGCCCCAUAUACCGAGGGCGACCCCCUCGGCGAGCGAUCGAGCAACACGUUAGCGGCGACGCGACGGUCGGCCUCCCAACAGUUAAUUACGGCUCUCGCUGAUCGUCCGAGAGCCGGAAAGGGCCCAGAAAUAACCCGAUUUGGCCAUGCCAACCCGUGGCCAGCCAAAGUCUUCGUCGAUGGCCACUAAUAUUAAUACUGAAUCCAACACCCGGAAACUGAUCUCAUGCAUGUCGGUUAUGGCAGCAAUGUCAUUGCUGUUUAUGGCGCUCCGCUUCUGGUGUAAGAGGAGAUACCACAAGGUCAUUGGUUUGGACGAUUACAUCUUGAUAUUUUCUUGGAUGCUCCUUGCCCUGUACGUUGCCCUCACAAUCGCCUCGACGAGAUGGGGAGUCGGCCGACAUCUGGAUUCCGUGUCGUUGGAUGACUCCAUCGCGGCCGGACGACUGCUCUUCGUUGCCGAGUUCUUCGCCAUCUUGGCCGUCGCCGUCAGCAAGACCUCGUUCGCCGUCACCCUGCUCCGCUUUGCCUUUGAGCGGUGGCACAGAGUCUUCCUGUGGAGUGUCAUCGUGAGCGUCAAUAUGGCCAUGUGGUCGUGCGCGGCCCUGCUCCUCGCCCAGUGUCAGCCGACCGAGAAAUUGUGGGACGUUGAGCUCGACGGCUCGUGCUGGCCACGAGCCGUCUACACUGCUUACUCGAUUUUUGCAGGCUCUUGGUCCGCCGCGAUGGACUUUGCCCUCGCUAUAUUCCCCUGGGUUCUCAUUUGGCCCAUGAGGAUUCAAACAGCCGAGAAAAUUGGCGUCGGCAUCGCGAUGAGUUUAGGAGUCCUGGCUGGCGUCACAGCGGUUAUCAAGACAACCUUCCUGCCAAUGGCAGGAAAACCGAAAUCAGACUUCACCUACGUUUCUACAGACUUGAUCAUCUGGGCCGCCGCCGAAGCCGCUGUUAUCAUCAGCGCCGCCUCCAUCCCCUUCAUGCGCCCGCUGCUUUUGAAUACCUGCCGUAGCAUCAGAGGGAGACAUAUAGCCCUCCGCGGAGAGAUUCAGGGGAGCAGAGAUUCAACCCAGGUUGCGGGAUCCGAAACUGGGAGAUGGACCGUCAGGAGAGAGGUCGAACACAGUCACUGGUGUGUCCUAAAGAAAAUCGCAGAGAGAGGUGGCGGGAUUACGAGCAGCGCGACUAGAAGCAGUAAUACUCAAGCAAUGGACUAAAACAUAAGAAACAUCAAGUGCGCAUGACGAAGGUAGGUUGGGUACGGUGUGACCACCUCU
Molecule: messenger RNA, 1441 nt
Organism: Thermothelomyces thermophilus ATCC 42464
Lineage: Eukaryota; Fungi; Ascomycota; Sordariomycetes; Sordariales; Chaetomiaceae
Exons: 5
Coding region: 419-1381 (320 amino acids)
Source: RefSeq, a predicted model, not a curated record